Molecule: messenger RNA, 1815 nt
Organism: Dreissena polymorpha
Lineage: Eukaryota; Metazoa; Mollusca; Bivalvia; Myida; Dreissenidae
Product: fibropellin-1-like
Exons: 8
Coding region: 442-1362 (306 amino acids)
Biological process (GO): establishment or maintenance of epithelial cell apical/basal polarity; heterophilic cell-cell adhesion
Cellular component (GO): protein-containing complex; plasma membrane
Molecular function (GO): calcium ion binding
Source: RefSeq, a predicted model, not a curated record
UACAAAACUUAUCGGAUUUAAAGAUGAUAAGUGUACAAAAUUAAAAUACAAAAGUAAUUGACAUUUGAGGAAGAUUAAAGCCACCUUUAAUAAUUGUAUACCGCGGUAGGUCGUUUUCAAGUGUUUUGUGGCGAUGCAUCUUUAUGCAGUAGUGGUAGUAUUCUAACACUAAAAUUGAGAAUUUUUAAAUUUAAAACAAAGUAACACUGAAGAAUUUGUCUUAGGAAAUGUGAUCAUAACCCAUUUAAAUCCGAUGGAUUCUAGUAAGUCAUGCACCACUUCGAUAAUCGAUACAAUUUUUGAUAAACAACAAAAUUUAUCAUAUUAAUACUUAUCAAACUUCCGCUUGCUUAAAUUAAAAACGACUAAAUCAUUCAAACCUCGCAAACUAGGAACAUGUGUGAUAUAUAUCAUGGAUGAAAUAUAUUAAUUCCAAAGAGGAUGGCGCUGAAAACAAUCAUUCAAGGAGCUUUUUUCUUGCUAGUGUGUGGCUAUGUGUGCGAUGCAGACCUUGACAAGUGUUCGAGAAAAGCAUGUAGGGACACAAACAUGUGUCAAGAAGCCCACGGCGUAUGCACGUGUCAAAUGGGUUAUUCACUAAAUGCUACUACUGGGUUAUGUGACGACUUGGACGAAUGCGCCAAUUAUUUCCAUGACCCGUGCGGACACAGAGGGCGCUGUAACAACAAUGUUGGAAGUUAUAUCUGUGAAUGCCUUGCCGGAUGGAAACAGACAGAACAUUGCUCCCCCAACAUAUCUGAAAACUUUGUUUGCAUGCCUGGCUAUUCGGGAGACAACUGUAAAGACACAGUCUGUGGAGACCAUGGCUAUACUAAAGCACUCAAUGAGAACGAGUUCAUAUGUAUAUGCAGUCAUGGUUGGCAAAACAAUCUCGGCGAUCAACAUAGUGUUUGUAACACAGAUGUAGACGAAUGCACGAUUCCUGGUGUUUGUAAUCACAUAGGGCGCUGUACAAAUACACCAGGUAGUUUUACGUGCGACUGCUAUCCACCUUGGACCGGAAGCGACUGUUCGGCAUAUAAUUGUACGAACGGAAAAUGUCAUAAUGGAGGAACGUGCGAAGAAAGUGUUUGCUCAUGUUUAUACCCUUGGACGGGAAAAAACUGCGCUGAACAAAUCAACGACGUCCAUACUGACGUGACGAAAGAUCGAAACACAUACUUGUUAGAUUCCCUACACCUUUCAGACAGGACAUUUCUGUACAUCACGUUUGGAGUAGUUGGCCUACUGCUGCUGGUUGUAGUUGUGCUCUCGCGAUCUUUGUGUCAAAAGAGAAGUCUCUCGAAAAAGAUAUCAGCUUCGUCGCAACAACAUACAGAGUUUGCAACGUCGAUGAAAUGAACAAGACGUGAGCCCACUCUAUUGAAUAAGAUAUCUGUGUUAAAUAUGUGCAUAUUUUCAUUGUAAAGACUUAACUCAAACGAACAUAUAAAUGUUAGUCUUAGCAAAAUGAUGACCUGUUUUAAUACAAUACGUAUUCUUUCAUGUAAAAGACAGAUAUUAGUCUAUAACGAUGUUGUAAAAAGAAUACUGUUAAGAACAUAACAUACAUCAAAAUGCCAAAAAGAUUAUUCGAGAUAUGUUUCAAGUGGAAUACAUGCCAAAAAAAUCGCCUAAUUGAGAACUUUACUUCAUAAUAGUCACCUGAUCGAUAGUGCGCAUUACAAAAGCGUGCACUAUUGUAAUAUUGUAAUAUUUAUAUAUUCUAAAUAGUUUUUUCAUUAUACCAAAAAGCGAUUUCGGUAUAUUAUGUUUAUGUUAACAAAUAAAUAUUCAAUGACCAUCAAGCACUAA